Messenger RNA from Toxotes jaculatrix (banded archerfish), 1663 nucleotides. RefSeq names its product mitochondrial E3 ubiquitin protein ligase 1b (gene mul1). NCBI's taxonomy places the organism in Eukaryota, Metazoa, Chordata, Actinopteri, Toxotidae. The record is from RefSeq and is a predicted model, not a curated record. The transcript is spliced from 5 exons. The coding region runs from base 352 to 1410 and encodes 352 amino acids. Gene Ontology annotation, molecular function: ubiquitin-protein transferase activity. Gene Ontology annotation, biological process: protein ubiquitination; organelle organization. Gene Ontology annotation, cellular component: mitochondrion.
AACAGUGGUCCGUACAAGCUGCUGGUGAUCACAGCGCUUUGACCCACGGCAGCUGCGGGGUCUUUUAAAUGGGUGGUUGAAAUCACGCUAUCGUUGUUAGCCGAGGCAUAGCUAGCAGACUUGCUAAUUUGGCUAACUAGCCGGAAAGCCCGGUCAAGUAAGCGUGUGGGUAUAAGUUAAUAAAUUGAACUAGCUGCGUUUUAGGGUUUUAGACCCGUUUAUCUAGUGUUAAUGUCUAACAGAGGCCACCAUUACGUUAUCUUGCGUCAACUUAAGCUAAUCGUGUCACUUGAAGGACCCCGGUAACAAUGUGCUAUCGAUAUUACUUGAAGCACCCCUGCAGACCACAGGAUGGACUCCAGUGGGAAACCCUCGACUGCACAGAUCGUGGUUCUAGCCACCAGCUCAGCCCUGACUGCUCUCUUCUACACCGUGUACAGGAGCAGAGCUACCACAGUGGCCAGAUUAAAGGAAGCCAAGAAAGUGUCCAUUGACCAGGAUUUGAAAAACAUCCUGUCGGAAACCCCUGGAAGAUGCAUCCCAUAUGCUGUCAUAGAAGGUGUAGUGAGGAAUGUGAAGGAAACUCUGAGCAGUCAGUUUGUUGAGAACUGCAAAGGCGUCAUUGAAAGACUGACACUGAAGGAGGAAAAGAUGGUGUGGAAUCGCACCACUCACCUAUGGAACAGCACAGAGAAAGUCAUCCACCAGCGCACCAACACCGUUCCCUUUGCCCUCUGUUCUCAUGAUGAAGACAUCACUGCCACAGUCCGGGUUAUACGUCCAUUAGACGCUGCAGAGUUGGACCUGGAGACCACCUACGAGAACUUCCACCCCACAGUCCAGUCCCUGUCCAGUGUUAUUGGCCACUUCAUCAGCGGGGAGCGCCCCAAGGGCAUCCACGAAACCGAGGAGAUGCUGCGGCUGGGGGACAGCGUCACAGGGGUGGGAGAGCUGGUCCUGGAUAACAACUUGAUCAAGCUCCAACCUCCCAAGCAGGGCUUCCAUUAUUUCCUCACCCGGCUGGACUACGAGUCUCUCCUGAAGAAGCAGGGGAACAGCGUCAGGCUGUGGCGGAUUCUGUCAAUUGUCUUCGGCAUCGCCGCCUGUUCCACGCUCAUCUUCAUCCUGUGGAAGCGAUACAAGCAGUGCCGACAGAGCAAGAAGGAGAGGAGCAUGCUCGAGGAGUUCAAGGAGCAGCAGAAGAAGCGUCUGCGUGAACUUAACAUAGAGGAAAGCAGCGUGUUGCCCACCAGCUGCACCGUCUGUCUGAGCCGGGAGCGCUCCUGUGUGUUUCUAGAGUGUGGUCAUGUGUGUGCCUGUGCUCAGUGCUAUGACGCCCUGCCAGAGCCAAAGAAAUGCCCCAUCUGCAGGGCGACUAUAAACAGGGUGGUGCCUCUUUACAACAGCUAAUGUGGGCAUUCAGAAACUGUCGUCUCCGGCUUGAAAAGGCUUAUAUCUGUACUAUUUGUUGCUCUUUUGUUUUUUCUGCCUUUCCUCAUCCUGUGAGAUGAAUAACAGGUGUCUCUGUGCUGAAUCAUUGUGCAAUCACAUUUCCCCCCAAAUGUUCAAAUCAAAUUUGGAGACUGUAAUUCAUCUUGAUAGUGAAAAUGGAAUCCCCUCUUUCAUCUUGAUAAAGAGAAUUAAAUUCCUUCCUUCAUCUUGA